GAAUCAAUUUCUGUCAGUCGCACAAAGCAGUAAGCCGACUUCUCUCUGUACUUCAAACGGAGCGAGGUAACUGGGCCAUUCCGCCAGACUUUUGCGUCCAAAUUUUCCCGCAUCAUUCUUUACUUACAAUUGUGGCCUAUGUAGUAGAAAUGAGCUGAAAGCAUUCUUGAUAUGGGAAAGAAGUACAGCAAACAAGCGUGGAUAUCAAGAGAGGGACCCGAAGGGGACUGCGUGGCGGAAAAUGACGCUACAAAUCUGACUUUGGAUUUCACUGAAGAACCGAAAGAAAAGGCUACAUGUACGGCCGACUUCACAUACAAGGGCUACCCUGUCAAUGUACUGCAAGAUGGACACUGUGGAUCAGAAAAAGAGUUCUGUAAAAAGUAUUCUUACUAUGACUAUCCCAUUGAAGUUGUUGAAUUACCUGAUGAACCAGAUGGUAAAAGAUUUGAGCUGUUUUUUGAGCGUGAAGGACAGGUUGAAGCUUCUACCCAAACCACGAGGCCAAUCACGGCGGUAAGUGAAUGUGGUCAGUCAAUUAAAUCAACAGGAUCAGACCGGCAGGAAUGGUCAUACACCCUUUAUGACUUUGAAGGCCAAGGCCAAGUCACUCGAGAUGACGUGAAGAACCUUGUGAAGUCAAUCUAUGAUGUCCUUGGCAAAAGCAUUUCUCAUCCCAAAGGAACACAAAAAGAUCCUGUUAAAAAACUCUGUGUGAAAUUGUCACUCUCAAAGGAAAGAGGCAGAGAUCUUAAUAGUAGGACAAGGCAUGAAUGUGUCCUGACUGGUAGUGGCUUUGAGGAACAUCCCAGAAGGAGUAAAGGGAGAAAGUACCUUUCAAUACAAAGAGAGGGGUCUUUGACUGUGAACCCUCCAUCUACAGACUGCCUUGCUCAAUUCAGACCUAAGAGCAGCCUGUGUGAGCCAAUACAGUCAGAGCAACAUGCCAGCAGCAGUGGGCAUCCUCGCAGAUCAUCAUCAUGCAGGAGGUGUGAGCACAGGCAACCUGUUGACAAGGAUUGUGUGAGAAAUGACCCCCGAAGGAGUGCCAACCCUGUUGACUCAAAGGGAAUGUAUCAUUUCCCUAAGAGAAUGCAAACUGGGCCUGGAGAAUGUAACCCACCAGUAUCCAAUAGCGAGGAAAUGACCAGAGUUAAGGAUUGGAUCAAUCAGUGGUGUCACAUGUAUGACAAGGGGGAGGAAGAACCCCGUGAAGAACACCACAGGCACAAACAUAAGCUGCACCAUCGACAUCGUGUCUGCCAAACCAACAGCUGUGAUAUGGGCUGUGGCCUUCGUCGCUGCCCUCAGUACCUUGAUCUUGCAACAGAUCACCUAACCUACCCUUACCACACAGAAAGUCAGUCAUUCCCUUUUGCAAAUGGAUCUCCCUCACCACAGCACAGUCACAGACACAGUGAAUAUCAUCACUGUAAGCGCAACUUAACUAGAGACAGUGACUUAUGUCAUCAGGAUGGACAACCAGUCAUGCAUCGCCAUGAGCACCACCACCAUCACAGUCACCAUCAUUAUCAUCACUAUGUCAGCUAAAUAACUUUGUUAUUUAAAUUCUACCUUUGACUAAAAUCAUUUUCACACAAUUUAUGGUUUUUAGGUAAGAUUACAUGUGGUGAAAAGUUAUAACAUUUAUAGGGAACAAGCCUUGCUUGAUGAAUAGGACCUUGUAAAGAGGCACACUUUGUGAUGAACAAUAAGAACUCAAGCAAGGGGUUACUCUCAAUUACUGGAAAAUAUUACUUUAUGCAAAGAAGCAAGAAUCUUUAUGUUUUAAGACUUUUUUGUAUAGCCUGUUAAAUCAAGUUGAAUUAUGUAUUUUCUACCUGUCUUGAAACUGCAUGCAUGAAGGGCAAACAGUAUUGCAACUUGUCUUUGCUAGAAUGGGAUUGUUAUAUAUUUCACUUUUAUAAUAUCAUACAAUUUAAUGUACAUGAUAUUUGUAAGAAUCAUCAGAUUAUCCCAGACUGAAAGCAAUAUUUAACCAUUGUUGUACUCCAUUUAAAAACACCAUGCGUAGGUAAGGAAUUUUAGACUGCCAUGAAAUGUGAUUAAAGAUAAGUAAAAAAAUUUAUUCAUUCAUGAAAAGUACUUUUGUAAUUCUUUUACAUGUAAAACAAAACAAAAUGAACAUUGUGAUUUUAAAUGCUUUUUUGAUCAACAAAACAAAUGAGCUCUUUAUUUUUUAUUAGGAUUAUUCACAGGUUGUAGGAACAAUUGGCAGUGUAAACAGGAAUUUGUCUUUUUUUUCAACUUUAUUAUUGACUUUUUCUAAGCCAGUUAGUUGUGAAGUAUGAGUAUAUGCUUUAUUGCUGUUUUAUCCUCACUCUACAUUUAUUGCCCCUUUUUUAGAGUAUAGUAGCCUUGGGAAUCAUAUGAGGUAGACAAAAACUAAAAUAGAAUUUAGCUCACGGAUAAAAUUAAGCCACAACAGGUAUUCCAGGCAGUUGAGGAAUGGUUCAGAAAAAUUUUUUUAAAAUCUAAAACCCUAGUUAUUUGAAUCAAAGGAAAUUUAAAGUAUAUCUUAUUCACAUUGUAUAAAAUCAUUUAAGAAGUAUUUAACAAUUCCAGUGUAUAUUCAACAUUUACUGUAAUAAUAAUAUUAUAUAUUUCACAAUGCAUCAGGCGAAUCUGUCUGCUUUUAUAUUUGUAUCUUGAAUCUAGAUAUAUGUACAUUUUAUUCUGAAACUGAAGGAGACAGUUUUUUGGUCUUGACGCAAACCUGUUGACACAAACGGGGACAUUCAGUCUAGUUGAUACAGACAUAAAAGAAUAAUGUGAUUUGAAAGAAGGUCUAUUAACCGCAAUCUUUGGCAGUGUUCACACUUGGUGCCCGGGCACUGUGCCCGGGUUCUAUUCUACGCCGGGCACCAAUGUGAACACACCUUUUUUCCUGGUACCCACGCCAGAAUUCGGGCACGGUGCCGGUUCCCGAGUACAAGGUCUCGACCUUGUACUCGGGCACUAAACUGGGCACUGAGUCCUUGUGUGAACACAUUUUUCGUUGGUGCCCUGGCACUUUACCCACAAACCACUUGUUUUCGUACCCACAAUUCCUUGUCCCACUCGAGAUUUCAAAAUGGCGUCCGACGGUGCAAAGUGGAGUUCAAUAGUGAGCGUGUGCUCUGUUUAUUGAAUGUGAACAUAUCUUCAGACUGGGUACCGUGUGUCUGAACACAGCACCAUUUUGUGC
Pocillopora verrucosa is the source of this 3208-nucleotide messenger RNA. RefSeq names its product protein naked cuticle homolog 2-like. The record is from RefSeq and is a predicted model, not a curated record. NCBI's taxonomy places the organism in Eukaryota, Metazoa, Cnidaria, Anthozoa, Scleractinia, Pocilloporidae. Gene Ontology annotation, biological process: negative regulation of Wnt signaling pathway. Gene Ontology annotation, cellular component: cytoplasm.